UGAGGGUAAAUAAAUAAUUUCACAAUAGAUGCCAUUCCCAUCUGUACGUCUUGUAUAUAAAGGCUACACGUCCGAUCGAUUUUCAUAUUCUCAGCAGUCGUCUUCCCCCGCCCCUCUCACUUUCUCUCUCUACAAACCCACACACACACACACACACACACUCCCCACAGUUUGUGAGAGAGAGAAUGGGAGGUCAAAAGUUUGCCGUUCUUCUGUGCGCCGACGACUCCGACUACGUGAAGACAAUCUACGGCGGCUACUACGGCGUUUUCGUGAGAAUGCUGAAGGAGGAAGGGGAAAAGUGGGACGUAUUUAAGGUGGCCAGAGGCGAGUUUCCGGCGGACGAAGAGAUCGGCGAUUACGAGGGUUUCGUCAUCACCGGAAGCUGCAAUGACGCGCACGGAGACGAACCUUGGAUCUGUAAACUGGUGGCGCUGCUCAGUAAAUUGGAAGUUAUGAAGAAGAAAAUCCUCGGCAUCUGCUUCGGCCAUCAGGUAUUGGGACGAGCAUUAGGAGGAAAAGUCGGGCGAGCCAGUGCAGGAUGGGAUAUCGGAAUCACGAAAGUCCAUUUACAUCCGUCGCAGAUUUUCAGCUCUAUCAAAAUGCCUGCUUCACUCUCUGUUAUCGAGUGCCACAGAGACGAGUUAUGGGAACUCCCACCAAAAGCAGAGGUUUUGGCAUGGUCAAACAAGACAGGAAUCGAGAUGUUUAGGUACGGUGACCAUGUUAUGGGAAUACAGGGCCACCCCGAGUACACAAAGGAUAUCCUCUUGCAUCUAAUCGACCGCCUUUUCAACCGUGAUCUAAUUGAGGAGUCCGUUGCUGAAGAGGCCAAGAUUAAGAUAGUGGCGUGCGAGCCUGAUCGGGAGGCAUGGAAGAAACUGUGCACCAGCUUUCUAAAAGGAAGACUUUGAUCGAAAAGGAAAAGCUACGAGGAACUUGUAUGUAGAUAAUUUUGCGCAAUUUGGCGAAAGAACGAUUGACCCCUGGCGUGUUCGGAGAGAAGAGAUGUGUUGUUGUUUAAAUGUAUUUGUAGUCACUUGUUGUAAUUUAUCAAACGUUGAAGUUGGACAAUAUUUUUAAUUCAAAUAGUUUUAUUUAAUUUGUUUGGACUCUUGAAUA
Molecule: messenger RNA, 1122 nt
Organism: Erythranthe guttata (spotted monkey flower)
Lineage: Eukaryota; Viridiplantae; Streptophyta; Magnoliopsida; Lamiales; Phrymaceae
Product: gamma-glutamyl peptidase 5
Cellular component (GO): cytosol
Source: RefSeq, a predicted model, not a curated record